This is a messenger RNA of Globicephala melas (long-finned pilot whale), 567 nucleotides long. NCBI's taxonomy places the organism in Eukaryota, Metazoa, Chordata, Mammalia, Artiodactyla, Delphinidae. The record is from RefSeq and is a predicted model, not a curated record.
AUGUACUCCCUCCCCAUGGCAAAAUACUACAUAAUUAAGGACGCAGAUCAGAAGGCUCUGUGCACGAGACCAGACCGCCACCUCCUGGUGGGGGAUCCCGCCGCAGACAACUGCCGUGCAGGAAUGAUCUGCAUACUCCCCAACAGAGGCCUGGGCCACACCAGUUUCCCCGUCUUCCUGGGGAUCCAGGGAGGCAGUCGUUGCCUGGCAUGUGUGGAGGCAGGGGAGGGGCCUUCCCUGCAGCUGGAGGUCCACACAUCCCUCCUGCUGAGGUUUCCACCCUCUUUCCCUGCACCCAGCACCCAGACCCUUGCCUCCAGAACCUUCAUAGGGCAAUUCCCUGGGGAAAGAGCCACCGUCUCAGGUCCCUUGUUGGCCAAGCCCCAGAAGCCUCGAGGGCUGACACGCAAUCAGCAAUCUUAUCCAACAGCCGCCUUCAGGCUGGAGGCUGCUUCCUGACCUGACUGGUUUCUCUGUGGCUCAGCUGAGCCCCAAGAGCCGGUACGACUCACCAAGGAGAGUGAGCCCUCAGCCUGCACUGAGCUCUACUUUGAACAGAGUCGGUAG